Molecule: messenger RNA, 2676 nt
Organism: Hippocampus zosterae (dwarf seahorse)
Lineage: Eukaryota; Metazoa; Chordata; Actinopteri; Syngnathiformes; Syngnathidae
Gene: zdbf2
Product: zinc finger, DBF-type containing 2
Exons: 7
Coding region: 489-2630 (713 amino acids)
Molecular function (GO): zinc ion binding; nucleic acid binding
Source: RefSeq, a predicted model, not a curated record
UGCUCUCCGUCACGGGCCGUGCCCUUUUAUCAGGUUGGCUUAUUACACUGCAGCUGCGGCAAGCGAUGGAUUUAAAAGGCGGAACACGGACGUAACUGCGUCACGUGAUUAUCCACGGCUAACGCGGAUCCGAAGCCAGUUCAGAGUUGCCGAAGAGACGCGACGGAUGUGGGCGGAGUCUCAGCCAGGACCAUCCAAAUGCAGACCAGGUUACUGCACCUACUGCAGAGUCGUCUACAACGACCUCGAUCAGGUGAUGUGUGAUCUUUUUCAUGGAGCCUGUGUUGCGCUGGGGCAAUUCAAAGACACUGAGGGUUUUAGCAGGGGGGUGGGUGGGGGGGGGGGUUACUGUUUAGUCUGUUUGUUUGUGGACCUUCAUCACCAUGAACUCACACCCACUUGCGGGCGACGAUGGCUUCAAUUUGGACCACGAGUAAACAAACCCUUCAAUGUAAUUUGUCCAAGGCCGCACAGGUUCAAUUGCUCGAAUGCUGAUUUUAAGCCGCAGAGAAUUAAUUUUAUUGUGGACUCUGCAUGAAACAUUUAAAAUCUGCUUGGAUCAUUCUGUCGAAAAUUCUGAUUCUGAAAUUCAGCACCUGGCCAGUCUCAGACACCUGGAUUGCGUCCGAGAGUCCUCCAGGGGGUCCGUCGGUUCCACUCGUUCCUUUGCUGACAGCAGCCAAGCCAAAGGAACUCUGCUGGAGCGAUUCCUGCAGGAUGUCCUGUUGCACCACCCGCACUGCUACAAUGACCCCAGACCGUCCGACGCGGACCUCCCGUCCGUCUGCGUUCCGCUUACGCCGAGGGAGGAGCUCGAUGAAGUCUGUUUCUCUGGUGACGACGACGACGACGACUUGUCGUUGGGUACGCGCGAGCGCCUGCCCAGCUCCGACGACAACGUGUCGACGAAUCAGGAAGAAGAUGCCGCUGGCCCCCGUUGUCAAUUGGAGAAGAGACUAUCGGAGGGGGCGGGUCAGGCGAGGCCUUCGACUCAAGGAAAAGAACAAGAGGAGGCAAGGACCGUGGACUCGAGGCACACAACUGUGCCUAAACAUCGGGCCCCUCUGCCCGCACGCCGGAAGGCGCACGGGAAGAUUGACAGGAGGAAAACCAGCGAGCCUCCGACGACGUCCGACACGCGGCCCUCGCCUCCCUCUGUGCCGCAGGCUUGGCACAGCUGGCGGAAGGAGCGCUGGGCGGCUUUCAAAGAGGAGGCCUUUGGUGGCACGUCGCGCGGUGACCUCGUGGACCAAACGAUUGAGGAGGUUAUCCAAACAUGUUGCCACGGCGACAGUUGGACUUCCUUUCCGCUCGAGGAGACGGGCAGCUUUCACGCCAGUCUGCCUCGCUCGCUUCAAACACAGAGUGACUGGGACUCCCCCGGACAGGUGGAUUCACGUGUCCCGCCGGUACAGACGCCCUUGAGGGAUUUCAGCCAUCUGACUGAUGUUCGGGUGGAUUUGACAGACCAGGUGUACUCCCAUCAGCUGGAAUCGGUCCUCCGCGGCGAGCGGCGACCGGUCCGACGCGGGGUAUUCAGGACGGGACCGAGAGAAGUGCCGGAGUCCUUCAAAGGGAAGACUUGGUCCCAGAUCGAAGAGGAAGAUGAGAAGAAGGUGGAUGACCUGGUCCGACAGUUCAGACGAGGUCGUUUUGUCUGCUACUUCGACAGUGAAUCCCUCGCCAGGUGCGGCACCAGAAGCAAAAACGUCAACGGACCUGAUCAGACAGCGGCGGAGUCGGACGACGUGGCUCUUCUUCCUUUACUGGACCGUGAUGAGGAAGAAGUUCCCAGAAGGCGGGACUUCAGAAUGGCCUCCAGGUGUCAGGUGGUGAAAGUGAGUCAUGCCACUCAGACUGUCCGUUUGGUCGUCCCGACCGUCUGUCAACCAGCCCUAGAGGCCACGCCCACUCGCGUCCACGCAGGCGAUCGGCCGGGAACGAAAAAGACUCCCGAGGCACAGUGGUCUCGCCUCCCGCCCUCAUACUCCCCCGUCAUCACGCCGCUGCAGCCGAGCACGUCUCUGGUCUACCUUCUCUGCUCACCGACUUUUCCCGGGAGCGCCCACACAGCCGCCGCGAGCCCCGCCUCCAAACGCAGCAGGAAAAGACAACGGCCACCCGACUUUCACAGGCAGAAGGUCAAAUACAAACAAUUGCCCCUGCGCUUUUAUGACCACCGCACCAAUCGCAUCAUCAAGAACCCGCCCAAAAGUUUCAAGGCGAGUCCAAGCCCCGCCGCCUCCAACCCCUUGCCGCCAUGUGUACGUCAGCUGUUUCGAAGUCUGAGCCCGGACCUGAACGCAGAGAGGCGGUCCGGGGAAGGCGGCUCGGAUUCUCCCAGGGGCAAAAAUCAGAAGCCGUCGAGCGCUCCCGGCACAGAUUCGGCACGGACUCGUAAACGCGAAAGCUCUCCACCGGUGUGUCGCAGUAGGUCUGAGGAGCCAAGAAUAGGUAGCGACGAAAAGCCACGCCCCCCCAAGAGGAGAGUGAGAGUUCAGACCGCACCUCCGCCACCCAGGAGAUGUGGACUCCGUCGAAAGGACUCGGCACCCCUGUCCCUUACAGAGCCAAACCUUCGGCGAGGAAGGUCUCAGAGGAGGAGGUGCUGUGUCAAGACUCCAAAGUAGCAAAGUUGUUACAACGCCAACACUUAAGGACCAUUUCAAAAUAAAA